Equus caballus (horse) is the source of this 2082-nucleotide messenger RNA. RefSeq names its product HIRA interacting protein 3 (gene HIRIP3). NCBI's taxonomy places the organism in Eukaryota, Metazoa, Chordata, Mammalia, Perissodactyla, Equidae. The record is from RefSeq and is a predicted model, not a curated record. Gene Ontology annotation, cellular component: nucleus.
CAACGGUCCCUUGCCUCAGGGCGCUACGACACUGCGCGUGCGCAAACUCCUGUCAACCGCGCUGACGGAAGCCGAGAAGAAAAAAAGGCGGGAGCCACCAAUCCCAGGUGGAGCAAAAUGGCGCGGGAGAACGAGAUGCAGGAGUUCGCCCGUAGCUUCUUCCGAGGCCGGCCGGACCUCAGCACGCUCACGCACUCCAUCGUGCGGCGGAGGUUUUUGGCUCACACGGGCCGCGACCACCUGGAACCCGAGGAGAAGCAGGCGCUGAAGCGGCUAGUGGAGGAGGAGCUGCUGAAGAUGCAGGUUGAUCAAACCGGUGCCAGAGAAGAGAGGCUAGGCCUUGCCAAGAAGGUGAAGAGGCCUCCCAUCCCCUGCAGUGACUCAGAGCGAAAAAGGUUCCGUUUCGAUUCGGAGUCAGAGCCCAGCUCUGCAGCCUCCAGUCCAGACUGCUUUGGCUCCCCAGCAAAGAAUGGGAUGGCAGCAGCAGCAAUCAGUCCAGCCAAGGAGGAGAGUCCAAAGCAAGCCUCAAAGAAAGCAGUUGAGAGCAGCGAUGAGGAAGAACAGCAGAGGGACCCGACUGCAAAGGUUGGAUUAGAGAGGGAGGAGGUGAAGGAGACAAGUGAGGAGGAGGAGGAAGAGGGCUCUGCCAGAACAAGUAAGGUCUGGAAGGAAGAGAGCAGUGAGGAAGAGGAGGAGGAGGAAAAGGAGGCCAAAGGCAGGACUAGGAAGAAACUUGUGACAAAGAACAAGCAGGCACUAAGCAAGGCCUCGGCCAGUAGGAAGCAGGCCAGGGAGGAGAGUGAGGACAGUGAGGAGGAACCUGCCCAGAGAAUGAGAAAGAAGGCUGAGGGAGAGAAAGGCGCUAAAAGUGAAAAGGAAAGUGAAAAGGAGAGUGAGGAGGAGGAGACCCUUGCCAAGAAGAAAGAGAACAGAGAGGAAGAGGAGGAAGAUUGGAAACCCAGAGCCUGGGAUAAUGGAGGGAAAAGGUCAGCUUGGGAGGAGAGGAGGUAUAAGCAGAAAAGCAGGGCAGCGAGACUGCUGGGAGACUUGGGGGACCAAGAGGAAGAGAAGGAAAAAGCAGCAGCAGACAGUGGGAAUAAGAGCAGGGGAGAUGAAGAGCCCCCAGUGCAGAGGAAGAGCAAAGACAAGAGCCAGUGGAAAGGUGGCAAAAGGCAGAGUGGAAGCAGUGAGGAUGGGGAAGACAGCGGGAGAAAGAUGAAACCAACUGCUAAAGGCACUGGGAAGACAGCCAACAUGGGCGGUAUCAAUGGUGAGGCAAGUGACUCGGAGAGGGAGGUAACUGACAGUGAGGCAGGGGGUAGUCCUAAGGGGGAGAGAAAGAACCGUUCUUCCAAGAAGAGCUCCAAGAAAGACAGGACACAAAGCUCCUCCUCCGCAGAUGGCAGUCCAGAACCCAAAGGCAGGAAGGCUGGCUCUGGUUGUCGCAGUGAGGACCACCCAGCUGUGAGGAAGCUAAAGCGCUACAUUCGGGCCUGUGGUGCCCAUCGCAACUACAAGAAGCUGCUGGGCUCCUGCCGCUCAUACAAGGAGUGCCUGAGUGUCCUCCGGGCAGAGCUGGAAGCCCUGGGCAUGAAGGGUAACCCCUCCUUAGAGAAGUGUCGAGCCCUGAAGGAGCAGCGGGAGGAGGCAGCCGAGGUGGCCUCCUUGGAUAUUACCAACAUCAUCAGCAGUUCAGGCCGGUCACGCAGACGCACGGCCUGGAACCCUUCAGGAGAAGCAGCACCCCCAGGGGAGCUGUACCGCCGGACCCUGGACUCAGAGGAGGAGCAGCCCCAUCCCCCACCCCCAGACUGGUCACAUUUGCGGGGCAUCAUCAGCAGUGAUGGUGAGAGUAACUGAACUCCCUCCCUCCUCCAGGAGGGACUUCCCUCUUGUAGCCAACAUAUAAAACACCCCCACCCCCAACUCUGUGCCUGCACAGAGCAGAAGCAGCUUUCUUCAGAGAAGACUUGCAGCCCCUAGGGACAUAAGUUGUUGGGAUCCUACUUCUCAGCCUCGUGUUUAAGGUGUUUGUUUUUUAAGACUCAAUAAAGGAGUGUUUGAAUCACCUCAUCAAAACUG